UUUUCUGAGGCGUUGUUCCUGCAGCUGACCUCGAGGCCAGAGCACAGGACCUGGUGACCUGUGGCCUUCCGAGGCUUCUGUUUGGCAGUGCCCUCGAGGGCAGAGCGUGGGACUUGGUGCCCUGAGCUUUUCCAAGUCAGCUGUCCUGCUACUAACUCCAGUCAUUGACAUGGAGCAGAGACCACCGAGUGUGCCCAAGCUGGCCUGGGUUGAGGAGGACGAAGGCGGCCCUGGAGCUGCCCCAGGACAGGAGACUGAAGAGGUGGUGCCAUUCCAUCCACCACAGGAGGAUGCAGCCGUGGAGCGCACACAGGAGCAGCAAUCCAGCCGUGGCCGCUUCCGCAGAACAGCGCAGCUCGUUUGCGACUUCAUCAAGAGCGUUCGGCAGGAAGAGGCCAGGGCUAUGGGCGCUGGGCUCAGGGCACACUCAGAGGUCCUCAAAUAUGAGACCAGUGCCGCCCUGCUAGAUUUGCUUGUGGAGAACGGUGCUUCCAAGCCAGAGCAAGUGCCCGCCAUGGUGAGGUACAUCCACCAGUGGCUCCUGGCCAAUGAUUCCGCCGAGCACAGGCUGGACAAGACCCUGCUGAAUCUCACCAAAGCACACCCGGAUGAUGCAGUAAUGACGCUCCUGCGUGUGGCCCCGUCCUGUGACAGAGCUGCUUGGACCAUGUGGAAAACCAUCAUGGGCUCAAGCAGGACUGCGGAGCUGGCACAGCUGGUACUCCUGGAUGUGCUGGGGAACUGGCCGGAGCACAGCACGUGCACCUCCGAUGGGGACAAAACGGGUGUCUUUGCCCUGGCUGCAACUGUGGUGAUGUGGAAGAUCCUCCAGGUGCGCUGUGUCCCCCGUAUAAUGAAGGUGUAUUUCCCACGCCUAUUUGUGCACCUGCUCUUCCAAGUGUUCUUCAGCACUCUGGAUAUGCCAGAGGAGGUGGAUACCUUCUGGAAGGGAUGCCAGGAAGAACACGGCCUUGCCACCAGCCCCAACAGGUUUGCAGUGCGGACCCUGAAGUCCCUGCUCUGCCAAAGGCAGUACAAGGAUGUGGUGGUGGCAAUGGAACGCAGGGGUGUCUGGAACACACUGCUGUGUGAUGAUACCCGCCACUAUGCCGUGGGUCUGCUGGCCAGGGAGAUGCGCCAUGCUCGUCUUGAGUUGUGUUCCAGUAUUGCACUCCACCUCCUCCAGCUGCUCAGCAGGGAGGAGCCACGCUGGGAUCUGGCCGCCCUGGCGUUCAUUGUGGAGGUCCUCGAGUGCCUGGAUUACAGUGAAUGUGCUGACAGUGUUGUGGAGGUCUCGUCAAGGUACCUGCAGAGCGAGUGCAGGGAGAGGCGUCGCCUGGCACUCAGGGCCCUUCUCGAGCUCAUUCACAAUCCCUCGAUGGCUGACAAAAUGUGGAGGCUGACUGAAAGCCUCAUGGAUCUACUGUGGGACAAUGAUGCAGAGAUAGCUGGGAUGACACUUGUCGCACUCAGCUUUAUAUUCUGGCGCAAAUACAGUCUGAUGUCAAGCCCUAUUGUCCUGCAGCUGGCUGAGGCACUCCUGCCACUCUUUGACCAUGAUAAUAGCCAGGUACAGCUGCUCUCCAUAAAACUUUUCCGAGACAUGAUGGAGGUUUUGGAAGAGAGAGAAAAACCUUUGGAAAGGCUUGUGCAUCAGAGUCUGCUGCCACUCUUCUUCCACUGCCAUGAUGAGAGUCAGCAUGUGGCAGAGGCUUCUCGGGAAACGCUGCUUUGUGCGGCCAGGUUCCUGAAGAGGAGAGAUAUCAAAAAGCUGGUGAAGGAGGAGAAACUGUGGAAGUUCAGCAAGUGUUUGCUGGCAGAGGACACGAGCCGAGCGGCCGAGCAGCUGCGCCGGGCCCUGCGCUACCUGGAGAGCCCCCAGGAGCCCCUGCGAGAGGCGGCCAUCAGGUUCAUGGGGGUGGCCGGACAGCACCUGAGGGGGAACAUGGAAGAGCUCCUGAUGAUCUACAGUGCCCUUGAAGACCGGGCAAAUGACGUCAGCCUUGCCGUUGGAAGCCUGGCAAUUCAAUCAUUGUGCAUCCUCAGGUCUGCAGAGUGGGCUCCAGUCUCCAGGUUCCAGAGGCUGCAAAAUCAGCUGCGCAGGAUGUGGAAGGCUCGGCCGCGUCUGUCGUGUCUCCGCAGGCUGAGCUGCUGGAGCUCUGUGGAGAUGUGAUUCCAUAUGUUCUUUUAGUUGGGGCCACCGGACUACUUAGGAAUUUUGGUUUUUUUCAAGAAUGUUCUACUUUUAGUUUUCUUUUACUGUGUUAAUAUAGAAUGUGUUAUAACACACAGACUCCAGGAUCUCUCUUAUGCUCCCCAGGGUCUGCAGGGCAUAGGGUAGGAGGGGGAAAAUGGUGCUUGCACUCAGCCAGCUGCCCAGGCGUGCAGUGCUGCAG
Passer domesticus (house sparrow) is the source of this 2396-nucleotide messenger RNA. RefSeq names its product maestro heat-like repeat-containing protein family member 6. Bases 170 to 2173 code for a protein of 667 amino acids. NCBI's taxonomy places the organism in Eukaryota, Metazoa, Chordata, Aves, Passeriformes, Passeridae. Gene Ontology annotation, cellular component: cytoplasm. The transcript has 15 exons. The record is from RefSeq and is a predicted model, not a curated record.